GGGAAGGAAAGUUUUCCUCAAACAGCUCUAAUCUAAAACGCCUACUGUUUUACUGCCAUUGUUGUUAUUCCGUCUGAGUGAGAGUCGAUCCUCUCUCUAGAAUCUUCUCUCGGGCAAGUCACAGGACGCGGAGCUGAUCGUCGACGACGACGACCGAUGGCCGAUGAUUUUGAGUUCUCCACUCCAUCGUUCGACCGCAUGAAGAAUGUGGAAGCUAAAGGACUGAACCCUGGAUUGAUAGUGUUGCUGGUUAUUGGCAGCAUCGUCCUGGCGUUCCUUAUUGGGAAUUACGCGCUUUACGUGUAUGCACAGAAGACCCUGCCUCCCAAGAAGAAGAAGCCCGUCUCCAAGAAGAAGAUGAAGAGGGAAAGGCUGAAGCAAGGCGUCUCUGCCCCGGGAGAGUGACUGAAAUUCACCCGAGCCAGCUGUUUAAUGUCUUGACUCUUGAGUUACUAGUUUGACUAGUUUCUUCUGUUGAAGUUCUAAAGUCUGUGUCAUUUCUCCUCCUCCCCCCCUUUUGCUAGAACUCUAGACUUCAGAGGUCAUAACCAGAAACCAUCCAGUGUUUGGAUUGAGAUGAGGUUAGAAACUAAAACGCGGUUUUAUGUUGAAAGUUGAAACUACAGUUAAUUAGUGUUGUUGUGUGAUUGUCUCCGUUCCCAUUCUUCCAAAUCUUCAAAGUAUUAUGGACAGCUGACGUCACAUAGCCACCAUUUCGGGCCGCUGGACUUAUCUACAUGUAACCAAACUCGAAAAUAAGACUACUAAAGCACAUAAAUUAUCAUGUGUCCGUC
This is a messenger RNA of Linum tenue, 794 nucleotides long. The record is from the annotation of a GenBank genome assembly. Lineage: Eukaryota; Viridiplantae; Streptophyta; Magnoliopsida; Malpighiales; Linaceae.